GGACAUCCCCCUUCCCUCACUUCCUCGAGGACCGAGGCCCAGACAGCCAGAGGGCGCGGGCGAGAGGCGGCAGGUGUCCUCCAGGUCAAAUCUUGGAGGAUGCUACGUGCUCUGUGGACCUUCUGGAUCUUGGUGGCCGUGACAGGCCUCUCCAGGGAGGGCUGUUCUGCUCAGGCACCUCUGUCAUGUGAUGCUGCUGGUGUGUGUGAUGGCCACUCCAAGUCUUUCACCUCCAUUCCCUCAGGACUCACAGCAGCCAUGAGGAGCCUUGACCUGUCUCACAACAAGAUCACUUCCAUUGGCCAUGAUGACCUGCGGGGGUGUGUGAACCUCCAGGUUCUGAUGCUGCAGUCCAGUGGAAUCAACACAAUAGCGGAAGGUGCCUUUUCUUCCCUGAGUCGUCUUGAACAUUUGGACUUGUCUGAUAACCACUUAUCCAGCUUAUCUUCCUCCUGGUUCAGGCCCCUGUCCUCUUUGAGAUACUUAAACUUACUGGGAAAUCCUUACAGGAUACUGGGGGAAACGUCACUCUUUUCCAGCCUCACAAAUUUACAAACCCUCAGGGUAGGAAAUGUUGCCACCUUUAGCGGGAUUAGCAGAAUAGAUUUUGCUGGACUGAAUUCUCUGGACGAACUUGAAAUCCAAGUGCCAAGUCUCCAGAAUUAUGAGCCCCAAAGUCUGAAGUCGAUUCAAAACAUCCGCCACCUGACCCUUCACCUGAGCCAGCCUGCUUUCCUGCUGAGGAUUUUUGCAGAUAUUCUGAGUUCUGUACGAUAUUUAGAAGUGAGGGAUGCUAGCUUGGCCAGCUUCCACUUUUCAGAGCUGUCCACGGAUGAAAUAAAUUCACCGAUGAAAAAGCUAGCAUUCCGAAGUGCAGAUAUCACUGACGCAAGUUUUAAUGAACUUCUGAAGCUGUUGCAGUAUGUCCCGGAACUGUCGGAGGUUGAAUUUGAUGACUGCACCCUCAAUGGAGUGGGCGAUUUUAAGCCAUCUGAGUCAGACAUCGUGAGAGAGCUAGGCAAAGUAGAAACACUAACGAUACGGAGGUUGCACAUCCCCAAAUUCUAUUCAUUUUAUGAUCUGAGUAGCGUAUAUCCCCUCCUGGAGAAAGUUAAGCGAAUCACAGUAGAGAACAGCAAGGUCUUUCUGGUCCCUUGCCUGUUUUCACGGCACUUAAAAUCAUUAGAAUUCUUGGACCUCAGUGAAAAUUUGAUGGUUGAAGAAUAUUUGAGAAACUCAGCCUGUGAGAGCGCCUGGCCUUCUCUACAAACUUUAAUUUUGAGACAGAAUCAUUUGAGGUCAAUAGAAAAGACUGGAAAGAUUUUACUGACUCUGAAAAACCUGACUGCCCUUGACAUCAGCAGGAACAGCCUUCAUCCUAUGCCUGACACCUGUCAGUGGCCAGAAAAGAUGCGCUUCCUGAACUUGUCCAGUACAGGGAUACAGGCUGUAAAAACGUGCAUCCCUCGGACGCUGGAGGUGUUGGAUGUUAGUAACAACAACCUCAAUUCGUUUUCUUUGUCUUUGCCUCGGCUUCAAGAGCUCUAUAUUUCCAGAAACAAGCUGAAGACUCUCCCGGACGCCUCCUUGUUCCCCGUGUUACUGGUCAUGAAGAUCAGAGAGAAUGCCAUAAGUGCUUUCUCAAAAGACCAGCUUGGUUCUUUCCCCAAACUGGAGACUCUGGAAGCAGGUGGCAACCACUUCAUCUGCUCCUGUGAACUCUUGUCCUUCACAAUGGAGCAGUCGGCCCCGCUCCAGGUCCUGGCUGACUGGCCAGACAGUUACCUGUGUGACUCUCCGCCCCGCCUGCGUGGCCAGAGGGUCCGCGACGCCCGGCCCUCAGUCUUGGAGUGCCACCAGGCUCUACUAGUGUCUGGCGUCUGCUGUGCCCUUCUCCUGUUGAUCCUGCUCAUAGUCGGCCUGUGCCACCAUUUCCACGGGCUGUGGUACCUGAGAAUGAUGUGGGCGUGGCUCCAGGCCAAGAGGAAGCCCAAGAAAGCUCCAUGCAGGGACAUUUGCUAUGAUGCCUUCGUUUCCUACAGCCAACAGGAUUCCCACUGGGUGGAGAACCUCAUGGUCCGGCAGCUGGAGAACGCCGACCCGCGCUUCAAGCUCUGCCUCCAUAAGCGGGACUUCGUGCCUGGCAAGUGGAUCAUUGACAACAUCAUCGACUCCAUUGAAAGGAGCCGCAAGACCGUGUUUGUGCUUUCCGAGAACUUCGUGCGUAGCGAGUGGUGCAAGUACGAACUGGACUUCUCCCACUUCAGGCUCUUUGACGAGAACAACGACUCGGGCAUCCUUGUUCUGCUGGAGCCCAUUGAGAAGAAAGCCAUUCCCCAGCGCUUCUGCAAGCUUCGAAAGAUAAUGAACACCAAGACCUACCUGGAGUGGCCCCGGGAUGAAGCCCAGCAGGAUGUGUUUUGGGUAAAUCUGAGAACUGCAAUCAAGUCCUAGAUUCUCCACCCAGUUCCUGUCCUGCACUAACCAUGGGUCUUUGUGACAUGAACUGUAACGAAGUUUAUUCUGACAUAAUUAUUUAAGUACCAUAGAAUUGUACCCUUGAGGAUUUAAGUAUGACUAAUAACUGUGAGCUUUAUCUUGAACGCUGUUAUAUAAAUAUUUUAUAUUAGGAUAAUUUUUUUUUGUUUUCGUUAUUUUAUAGAUAGCCAAGAUCUCUCUCCAGUACUAAUAUCUGAAUAACCCGUUCCCUUAGCACAUCUGGAAAUGGCACACGUAGACUGGAGAUUUAAUAUUUGCAUUGGGUCAGUGUGCUUUUUGUACAGAAGCACAGGGGGUGGGUAGGGAGGAUUUUCCAAUCUAUUCACAUGCCAUCCCUCUGUGUAACAUCUCAAGAGCAAGCAAUUUUGUUUCUAUUCCUAGAGAGAGGGUUCUGUCCCCUCAUCGGACCUCUCAGUAUACAUGACACGGGCUGCAUUUUCAUGUAAACUGGGUUUGUCUUUCUGAGUAUUUGAUCAGUUUCUCUAGACAUAAUUCUUUGAAAUAAUGUAUGCAGCACAAGAUACAGUAAAUCCUCUUUUGCCAUGAGAGCAUAACUAGUGAGUAUAAAUAAAAUAUUGAUUUGGAAGGAGCUGAAGAAAGUCUCCCAUGUUCUGGUGCAGAACUGGAUUUCAGCUGUCCAUUCCCAGUGUCUGCUUACUCUGGCUCCUGCCCUCCCCCACCUCCGGACAAUCUGUUGCUUUUUCUCCGGUGAAAAGUCUUGUUUCUAAUUCUAUAAAGCUUUUCUUUUUUUUUUUGUCUGAAAAAAAAAAUACAUGUGAACAUAAUAUUUUUAAAAUAAUUAUAUACCUAGAGGUUUCUUACGAUUAUUACAAGAUGCAGUAAUCUGAAGACAAAUAACACUGCUGUUAAUGCUUUUAAGUAAAAUUUGAGAGUGCAUCAAUUUUAAUGGGCUAUUUGUUAAGAGUUCUUCACUGAUUCUCAGCAAUAUUUAUCUUGUGUUGGGAACCACUUUCAAAAAGGGAUUGAACUUCCUUUGACCUGUGUUAAAUUCCUGGCCAGAGCUAGGUUUGUGUUGUUAAUUGGGUUUUGGAGUCAGAGACAUUUGGGUUAACUAUGCAAUCUUGGGCAAGUCACUUGACCUAACUCAAGAUAUUUUCCUGUCUUCAAAAUGGGCAGUCCAAAGAAUUUCUAUUCUGAAAAUGGCCAUCCUACCAAAAGUGGUCCACAGAUUCAGUGUGACAUCAAUGAAAGUUUAUAUGACAUUCUUCACAAAAACAGAAAAAAAAAACCCCCUUGAAAUUCAUAGGAAAGCACAAAAGACCCCACUUGGCCAAAGCAACCCUAAGUAAAAAGAAUACUGCUAGAAGAAUCACUACACUUGAUUUCGAAUUAUAUUAGAGAACCAUAGUCAUAUAAUAGCAUGAUACCAGCAUCAAGACAGAUAUGCCAAGCAAUGGAAUAAAGUAGAGGUUCCAGAUAUAAUACACACUGAAGAAAAGACUAAAUCUUCAGCAGAAGAUGCUAGGAAAACUGGGAAUCUACACAUAGAAGAAUAUAACUACACUUUAUUGUUCACUCUGCACAAAAAUCAACUCCAAAUGGACCAAGGACCUCAAUAUGAGAAACUAUGAAACUGAUAGAGGAAAAGGUACCAGGAAGUGGGUUCUUUGCAAUGGUUUUUCUACCAUGCACUGUUUAGGCCAUGGAAACUGGUUUAUAGGAGAAAUGCUGAAGCAUUGGUAACUGCAGGUGUGACAAGUCCUUGAAUGCUACACUCAGAGAUUACUGGCCGUCCACUAGGAGUUUGGAAGACCAGAAUGCAAUAGAAAUGCAGACAGGAAAGAGCAGCCCGUGAGGUUUCAUGGGAAGAAGGAUUCACCAGGAAUGGGGAGAGGUACCACUCAUGUUACAGUCCAGCAAAGAAUUGGUCUAGAGUCUGCCUCUGUUACGAAAGUUUGAGUAGCUGAAUUCAGAAGGAAUGGGUUAAUUUAUUUGGUGGGAGAAAUACCAAGACAGUGUAACCUAGAGGCUGGGAAAUGGUUUUUGCUUGCUGGUGUUAGCGCCACAUUUAUAGGGAGGAAGAGAAGGAAAAAGUAGAGCAGAUUUGAAAACUCUGUAAUGUGGCGAGGGAAAGAAUGUGAACAUGUUUCCAGCUGUGAACAAAGCAAGUGCUAUAGGAAAGAAAAUGGCAGCUGCUAACGGGAUUAGUACAAUAAAGAGGAAACCAUACACCCUGAACUGGUCAAAUAAGAAAUGUAACUCGAGGGCAAGAUUCCAUCCAUUGAAGGCAUCCAUUGAUGUAGAAAUGAAGGACUUGUACUGAGAGCUCAUCUGGAGGGCUACUGAGAAACAGCAGCCUAAGGAGGUUCAGCCAUGGAGGCUGCAGUAGUCAUAGUCCAAGGGGGGUUGGAUUAUGCUAAGCUGGCGGCAGGACUUGGGAUCAUCUGUACGGUGCUUGUUUUGUAGGCAUGUGGGAUACAAGAGUAGUUGGUGAUCAAAGCUUUCACCAGGUUUCCAGAAACAAACACAAAGAAACCAAACAAUAAAAACCCAAACAAACAGA
Molecule: messenger RNA, 5023 nt
Organism: Peromyscus leucopus (white-footed mouse)
Lineage: Eukaryota; Metazoa; Chordata; Mammalia; Rodentia; Cricetidae
Gene: Tlr2
Product: toll like receptor 2
Exons: 2
Coding region: 100-2454 (784 amino acids)
Biological process (GO): immune response; toll-like receptor signaling pathway; inflammatory response
Cellular component (GO): membrane
Molecular function (GO): triacyl lipopeptide binding; protein binding; transmembrane signaling receptor activity
Source: RefSeq, a predicted model, not a curated record